Molecule: messenger RNA, 9157 nt
Organism: Ciona intestinalis (vase tunicate)
Lineage: Eukaryota; Metazoa; Chordata; Ascidiacea; Phlebobranchia; Cionidae
Source: RefSeq, a predicted model, not a curated record
CGUUCUUUGAAAAAACAAAAUUUAAAUGUAAAUCAAUUGGACAUAACCUUGAGGGAAUUGUAGAAUUCCAAUAAAUGUUAUGCUUACUAUUUGCCUUGGUGUUUAAACGCUCAUAAUGUUGACUCUUUUAUGCUCAAGUAUUUGCGCUGACGGCUUUACCAAGAAAUAAUUCAAAUAAUUCAAGACAACGACAGCCGUUACAACAUGGGUGUUCUGUUCCAUACACCUCGUUCCCGCUUACGAGUUACCACUUUAACAGCUAAUUAGGAUUAUAGCAGGAUUAUAGCAAUCAGCGUUAAAGUAUCUUGACAGAUACGCCGCAAUGGUAGCGGCGUCAAGCCCCGAACCCCCUCUAAGUUAUAGAGGCGCGCCCAAUCAUUUUCAGCGCCAGUCUGUCAAUUCUCAUGCUCGUUAAAUCAUAUACAGUUUACGCUUGUAAUCUGUGGGCAAUUCACUUUGCCAGAAAGGUCAACUCUUUUUAGUGCUUAAACAAUUCAGAUUCGGCUGAGACGUAUAUGCUAAUAAAAACGAAGCUAUAUUGCAAUACCUCAACAAUUUCGAUAGGUUUUUAACUGUAAGUGUUCUAACGACUGUUGUUUCGUCGUUAUAUCCGGUCUUUUCGUUUUAAAUAUUUUUUAAACUGUAGAUUGUUGACAGCAAACACAAAAUUUCUAGUGCCAUAAGUAUUUCUGUUAGCUGCUUUUAAUUAUACGAUUAACCUUUAACAGAUUUUGAAAUUUUAUCACUUAAUUUUAUUUUAAAUUGUCGUUUUCUUUCAAAAUAGAGUAAACCUAUUUAAAAUGCAAGAUUGCGAAUAACUGUGGGUUCUGUAUACGCUUGAAUGGGAGUAAAACACGCGACCGUUUACGUAUUUGAGGACCAACAAGUUCUUUGGUGACGAAAAACAAAAAUUUCCACUUUCGCUCACCGUCUGCAGUACGUGAUUUACGAAAGGGGAUUUCCGAAAUACUGGGAAAUAGGUUCGAGUUAUCGCUUUGGGGUAUAUAGGGGUUACAGGAGUAAAAUGGUUACAACUUGAAACGUUUCUUAUGUAUUAGUUAAACAUGUUUUGGUUGCAGUUAUAAACUUCGGGCUAUGAAAAGAGGACAUGAUAACUUAAAAUACAGUAGGUUGGCUCAAGAUGGUUCCCCCCCUUUUUAUCGUCCCAUUUGGUGGUAAACAAAGUUUUUUUAGCAUUCAUAUCCGGUAACCGAUUAGACGGUUAGCAUUUGCUCGUAUGUUCUUUCUUUCAGCGGCGGGUCACGUAUUUUAUUUCCUUAAACUUUCAAUUUCCGUACCAAUUUUCGCAUAAACGUAGGUAAUUAUGUGUUAAUUUAAUAAGAUUGCGCUGCAGUUAUAAAAUACGCGUUAAAUGUACAAAAGGAGAGUAAAUAUUUUUAUUUCUGAAACGUUCUAUGCUAUCAUAACAUAAGGGGCGUGUAGGGGCAGUCUGGUCACGCCCCGUUUAACACAGGUAGAAGAGAGAGUUUAAGAAGAAAGCAAAAGUGAGAGGCCGGUGCGUUGACAAAUAUCUUCUUUAUCAGCAGAUACACAGCGAUGAAUAAAAAAUCGAUUUUUUUCUGCCAGUCUGCAGCGCACGUGCGACGUGACAGAUGCUCGGGAAAGAGAGAAGCCCCGCGGGGUUUCGAGCGUCAUUUUCCGGUCAAAAGCGAUUUCAGCUCCCGUUACAGAAUCCCUAGUUUUUCAGGUACAUUUUAGGCAAAGUUUGAGCAGGGUUUCUAAGCUGUUUUGACACGGGUGUAAGCACGAAAGUGGUUUGACUGAAGGCAGGUUUAGGGCAGUAAGGAAUGCUGAAAGAAGACGAAAACGAUCUCGGGUUGGGAACACCAACGAAGCUGACGGAAUAAAUAUUUCUCAAACCUUGUCUUCGAAAAUGGAAAGCGGAAAAACGGUUGCUUUCCAAAGCAGAUCAGAAGACGACAGUCCGGAGGACACGAAAAAGGACGGAUCCGAGGACGAGGACUCGGGGAGAAGCUAUGAAGGGCCUCUCUUCCCUGCUCUUUACCCUGUGGUCCUAUUAUCGCUGAAACAGACGAGCGUCCCGAGGAUCUGGUGCUUACGGAUGGUGGCGAACCCAUGGUUUGAAAGAGUGAGUAUGCUGGUUAUACUUAUCAACUGUGUUACGCUUGGAUUAUACCAGCCAUGCCAGCAUAGAACAGGACUUCACUGCGAGUCGGAGAGAUGCAUGGUUUUAGAGAUGUUUGACCACUUUGUGUUUGCAUUUUUCGCACUGGAAAUGCUGAUUAAGAUGUUGGCAAUGGGAGUGUGGGGAAAGCUUGGUUAUCUAGGGGAAGCAUGGAACAGAUUGGAUUUCUUUAUUGUCCUUUGUGGAAUGCUGGAGUACACCCUUCAAAUGGAAGACACCAUGAAUUUCACAUCAGUGCGCACAGUGCGCGUGUUACGGCCUCUUCGUGCAAUAAAUAGGGUGCCAAACAUGAGAAUUUUGGUGAUGUUACUACUUGAUACACUACCUAUGCUAGGCAACGUUCUUAUGCUGUGUUCAUUUGUGUUCUUUAUAUUCGGGGUGGUAGCUGUACAACUAUGGGAAGGGACUUUAAGACAGCGCUGCUUUCUUGACCCUCAUGUGUUUAAUAUUACCGGGGAUAUGGUUACACUCAAACAUAGUAACAUCAGCAUCAACUUACCCCCUUACUUUACUCUUGAUGAUUCUGAUGAUGAAGUCGCAAUAUGUUCGCUGCCGAUUGACAACGGAGACUUCAAAUGCAUGGACCGUAAUAUUAUAACUCCCAAUAAAGUCAACAAUGUUACUUGUUCAUUAAAUAUAUCAAGUUUUAUCCCAGGACAAGCUAUGGAUCAUAUAUACACAGAUUUAACUGGUGCAACAAACUGCAUAGAUUGGAAUCAAUAUUUCAACACAUGUAAAGCAGGCGACCAAAACCCUUAUCUGGGUUCGAUUAACUUUGACAACAUCAUGUACGCAUGGGUGGCCAUAUUUCAGGUUAUUAGUUUAGAAGGUUGGGUUGACAUUAUGUAUUACCUCAUGGACGGAUAUUCAUUCUAUAGCUUUAUAUAUUUCAUUCUACUUAUUGUGAUUGGAUCCUUCUUCAUGAUCAACCUCUGCCUCGUAGUCAUAGCGACUCAGUUCUCAGAAACAAAGCAAAGAGAGCAAAGACUAAUUGAAGAACAAAGACUAAGAUUUAAGUCUAAUGAUAGCACCCUUGCAAGUUAUUCACCACCAGGAAAUUGCUAUGAAGAGAUGCUGAAGUAUAUCUCACAUUUGUACAGAAGGAACAAAAGAAAGAUAAGAAAACGAUGGAACAAAUGGAAGUUGAAAAAAAAGAUGAAUGAAUCAGUCGAGAUCAAACGAGAAUCCUCCACCUGUCAAUCAAAGAAGAAGAAGAAAUCAAUCCACUUACAUCACCACCAUCAUCACCAUCAUCAUCAUUACCAUAUAUCAGAAACACUGGAUAGAACUGAAGGCAUCAUAAGAACAUUAGAAAAGCAGGACAAUACAGUAGACACUGUGUCAGAACCCCGUGCUCGCACCCCACAAAAUUACCCAUCUAUUUUACCCCAAAGACUGAUGGUCACUGAUGGUACAAGUGAGAUUGGUGACCCCAUUAAAACUGGCUACAAGCUGACAGUUCCCAUUCCCACGCCUGGUCUUUCUACCUCCCUACACUCGGUAUCUGGGUCUGGUGUUGGACAAAGAAGUCCCAGCUUAUGUUCAGAUCGCAGACCAUCUGCAGAAAUAAACGUAAAUCCUGGUUCAGUGUAUUUUAAAAGGAGUACGCUUGAUUGCGGAUUUCCAACAGAAAGGUUUUGCACAGGAGUCAGAAUACAUGAUGAUAUAAUAGUUGCCAACCCAGUUGAGGUCCUUGGUAAAACCAGUCCCUGCCCCCAAAGUUUUGUAACAUCUGAGUUGAAUUGUUCAUGUGCUGAGUAUGAAGUCAACCCUUGUAUAUUUGAGCCAACAGCAGAAGUAGAAGUCGAAAAUACAUCACGUUUUAGAAGAUGUCUAUGUUGUUGUGGUAGUUCCCAAAAUGAGGAGGAUAAGGAAAAUAGCGAGUCUAUCCUUUCAAAGUUCCAAACACAAACAAAAGUGGUUGUGGAUAGCAACUACUUCAACAGGGGCAUUAUGGUGGCAAUAUUAAUCAAUACACUAAGUAUGGGCAUUGAACAUCAUAAUCAGCCCACAGGGUUAACUGAGGUAUUGGAAAUCAGCAAUGUUGUAUUUACCACUCUAUUUGCCCUGGAAAUGUUGUCCAAAAUCGUGGCAUAUGGUUUUGCUGGUUAUAUUAAGAAUCUCUACAAUGUUUUCGACGCACUUAUUGUCAUAAUAAGUGUUUGGGAAAUAGCAGCAGGCACACAAAACAGUGGAGGUGGUUUAUCUGUGUUACGAACAUUUCGAUUACUUCGCGUUCUUAAACUUGUUCGGUUUAUGCCAGCUCUCCAGCGCCAGUUAGUGGUGCUAAUGAAAACUAUGGACAACGUGGCGACUUUUAUGAUGCUACUUACUUUAUUUAUAUUUAUUUUCAGUAUUCUUGGCAUGCAUUUAUUUGGAUGCGAUUUUUGUUGGGUUAACCAGCAUGGAAGAACUGAAUGUGAUCGGAAAAACUUUGAUUCUUUAUUGUGGGCUUUUGUUACUGUGUUUCAGAUUUUAACCCAAGAAGACUGGAACAUUGUAUUAUACAACGGGAUGGCUGCCACAUCGCCUUUUGCAGCUAUAUACUUCGUAACUUUGAUGACCAUCGGAAACUAUGUAUUGUUCAGUUUACUUGUUGCAAUUCUGGUUGAAGGUUUCCAGGCAGAGUGCUACUCUACUGAGGCAGAAAAUCAGACGUCUCAAGAUGAAGAAGAUUCUGACGCAGAAGAACCAGCGAUUCUGGCUGAAAACUACACCAAGAGGGUCGCAAAGGCGCUGGGUAUCACUGGGCCUAUAGCUGGCAAAUCUAUGAGUCCUAAAAUUAAAGAAAAAAAGAAAACAGCUCCGCAUGAUGGUGGAGACAAUCUUCUGGAGGACACAAGCUCUUCCAGUGAUGAUGAUGAAGAAGUGGAGCUCCUUACAAGAUCCAGUAACCCAAGGAUCAAAAUCACAUCAUCAAAAGAUGAUAUUCUAUCAGCCAACUCUUCAUUUUCUGAAACAACUGGUGAAAACCGGUUACUUCCAGUUAUAACCAGAACAGCUGCUACGCCCCUACACACGCCCACACUGCAUUCACCAAUACAAAGACAUGAAAUUGAAAAAUCAUUUAUGGAAAAAACUGUCGAAAAUCAGACGCUCAAAUCUGGUAGCUCGACAGAAAGCGAAGGGCACAGCGGACAACUAAACAAAAAACAUUCUUUGCUUUCAAGAAAGUCAAGUACUGAGUCUUGCCUAAGUGUGAGCAGCGUCAUUAAGUUUGCUGGGGGUUCCCCUAUUUCGAGAACUGGUUCGUGGCGGCUGAGGCGAUUCAAGGGACUUCCCCUAGACCGACAAUCUCUUGUUUGCUCAGAAGAAGAAGAUCAAGACAAUGAAAUAGAAGACGACAUGUACAGCAAUGCAAGCUUUGAAAAUGAACCAGAACAAGAAAUUGAAAUCAAAACUCCAAAUGUUAUAACUGAAAGCCAAGAUUCAUCUGAAAUAGAAUCAACAUAUUCGCCUAUUAACAACAACAACAAUAAUAAUAUCAACAUUGAACAAGACACACACAGCAAUAGCAAGGCAGACAUGCAGUUAAAGGAAACAGACUCGAACUCGGCAUCUUCAAACAAAAGCAGAUGUAAUUGCAUUCGUUCAUGCAAAUGUCCAAGUAUAAGAAGAAGAUCACCUGACUGGGUGCAACGCAAGAAAGACUGGUCGCUAUAUUUGUUUUCACCUGAACUUAAGUUCCGUAAAGCUGUCCAAAAAAUUACAGAGCACAAACUAUUUGAUUACAUGAUUCUGUUACUUAUAUUUGGCAACUGUAUCACAAUUGCCCUGGAAAGACCUUCUCUAAAAGAAGAAGACCAUGAACGUAAAGUGAUUGAUGGGUUUAACAACGUAUUUACGUUUGUAUUUCUUCUCGAAUUAAUUUUAAAGGUGAUUGCAUCUGGCUUCUAUAUCGGUCAUAAAGCUUAUUUAAAAAGUGGUUGGAACGUACUUGACUUCUUUCUUGUCGCGAGUUCACUCAUUGAUGUCAUAAUGACCCUCACGUAUAGUUCUGGAUCAAAACUUCUUGGAAUUUUAAGAGUUUUCCGUCUUUUGAGAGCUCUCAGGCCUUUAAGGGUAAUCAGCAGAGCACCAGGGUUAAAGCUUGUUGUGCAGACUCUUAUAUCAUCGCUUAAACCAAUUGGCAACAUUGUUCUUAUUUGCUGCGCAUUUUUCCUUAUCUUUGGCAUACUUGGUGUACAGGUUCUUAAAGGGAAGUUCUAUUACUGUGAUGGACCUGAUUUAAGAAACGUAACAAAUAAGACAGAUUGUUUGUUGAGUUCAAACAAUCAAUGGGUGAAUAGAAGAUAUAACUUUGAUGAUGUUGGUCAAGCGUUGAUGUCAUUAUUUGUGAUAUCAUCAAAAGAUGGGUGGGUUGAGAUCAUGUAUCACGGGAUAGAUGCCACUGGUAUUGACCAACAGCCAAUUCGUAACAGCAACCCCUGGAUGUUGUUGUAUUUCGUUUCUUUCCUUUUGAUUGUUGGCUUCUUCGUGCUUAAUAUGUUCGUUGGGGUUGUAGUGGAAAACUUCCAUAGGUGUCGGGAGGAGCAUGAGUUGGAGGAGCAGAAGAGGAGAGAAGAGCGUCGAAAAAGAAAGCAAGAAAGACUGGAUUACAAGAGGUCUAUGAGGAACCAGAGAGGAGACAAAUAUCUCACAUUCCGCAGAAAAACUCUUUCAAAAGCAAAGAAUCACGUCACUGGAGUAAGAGGAAGAUGUACUAAUUGUUGGAGGAAGAUUACAACUUUUUUUUGUGGAUCACCCAGUUUUCAAGCCAAUACAAAAUAUUACGAAGAUUACGGCCGAACGAGACGAGCACUUCAUGCCUUCUGUUUGAAUAAAUACUUUGAGAUAGGAGUUUCUAUUGUUAUUGGGAUCAAUAUAUUUACGAUGGCAGCAGAACAUUAUCAGCAACCAAAGGUUUUAGACCAAGCUUUAAAAAUUGCAAACUAUUUCUUUACGGCUGUGUUUGUUUUGGAAGCUAUUUUGAAACUAAUAGCACUCGGUGUGAGAAGAUACUUCAGAGAUAAAUGGAACCAAGUUGACAUGAUCAUAGUUAUCUUAUCAUUGGUUGGAAUCGCUGUGGAAGCUUUGAUGAGCGCAGGGGAUCGUAGUUUGCUCAUCAACCCAACUAUUAUACGUGUUAUGAGGGUGUUAAGGAUUGCUAGAGUUCUAAAAUUACUAAAAGUGUCAAAAGGGAUCCGGUCACUGCUGGAAACUGUAGCUAACGCUCUUCCGCAAGUGGGGAAUCUUGGUCUUCUAUUUCUGCUUCUCUUCUUUAUCUUUGCUGCUUUGGGAGUUGAGCUUUUUGGGACGUUGAGUUGUGAUGAACUACACCCAUGCAAUGGCUUAAGUAGACACGCCUCGUUCUCAAACUUUGGAAUUGCUUUGUUGACUUUAUUUCGUAUUUCUACGGGUGAUAAUUGGAAUGGGAUCAUGAAGGACGUAAUGAAAAGACCUCUCUCAGGACCUUUGUAUAACGACACAAUUCGUGAGACAUGCGAUAGUUCAGAUGCGUGUGUCACUAACUGUUGUGGAAGCAGCAUCAUAUCUCCAAUAUACUUCGUUCUAUUCGUAAUGACGGCACAAUUUGUGUUGGUUAACGUGGUAGUAGCCGUUCUUAUGAAGCAACUGGAAGACAACCGAGCAGAAGACGACGAGGAAGACGAAGUGUUUGAAGAUGAUUCGAAUAAUUUCACCGACAAUGACGAUCAAGUUAUUAUUGUACCUGAGACUGUAGAUAGAGAUUGUCGGAGUAACGCCACUGGUCCCGUUGAGGUUUUGAUUGACACCCACACACACAAGGCUGAUGAUGAUAUUGUGUCUCCAUCUAUCUGUGAAGUAAAACAAAGCAGGGUCAAUUCUGCGCCCAGAAAACUCGUCAAACAACAGAAAAUAGACUUAGCAGAUUCUACCGAACAUAGCCUUCACUGGACACCAACCGAAACUCCUGAAGAAAUGACAACAAAAUCAUUGGUGAAGCAUGUUUUGGAUGAUCCUAACUUUGUGACAUUGGCUCAAUCCAUGCCGUGCUUAAGGCCGACACCCAUACACACCCGUCAACUUUUACCCCUAACCACCCAUUUCUCGGGGUGCAGGAGUGUAGAGGUUACCCCGCAGCAAAGCCCCAAUUUCAGGGUACAACGAAAAGAGUCGGUAUUCAUAUUACCCCAAUCUACUUCUUCUGUUCCUACAUGUUCAUUAGACAUACCACAAUCUACAUCCAAUGUUAUAGUUACGUCACAAACGAAUGGUUACGUCAGGGCCGAUUCUGUGACGUCACUAACGUCUUCUGUUCACAUUUCAAUGACAUCACCGCGUAAUGACGUCAAACCGUCAACACCAAAUUGUGACACUACACCACCAAGAACUUCAACCAUUACCCAAUCAGGAAAAAAUACAUUUUUUGAUGACGUCACACCGUCCCGAAGUGUCGGUGACGCCAUUAGUGAGUCGUUUGAUAACGUCACAAAACCUCAACGUCCCAGUGACGUCACUAUUUACAAAAACGACGAAAAACCUUCAGGAAAUACGCCGGUAUCGAGAACUACAAUUUGCGACAACCCCAGCGUGACGUCGAAAGUGGAUGACGUCACACAUUGUGACGUCAUCAAUAAACCACGAUGGCCCCCUUCUCAACAAGGUGCUUCCCCGAAAUCGACCCUUCAAUCGUGUGGAAAACGCCACCUUGUUCGCACAUUCAGUUUUAACCCCAAUCUCUUACGUCACAAUGACGUUACGCAACCGACGAUUUACGCAACGUCAUCGAUCGAUGACGUAAGGAAAUCCUAUAGCGACAGCUAGCAACAAAUGCAAAAGUUAAACACGCCGCUGGCAAAUGAGAAUUAGGAUAAACGUUUAUUGUCGUUACGGCCUAUCAUUUGGUUAGCUUGUUUUUGACCUCGAUUUUUUGGCUUUCUAUUGACGUAUGUGGGCUCUAGCGCCCUGUUGUGGCAAGCAGUGUUACGUCGUAUUUUCCAAAAUAAAUUUUUUCUUUCUUUGUCAUAA